AUGACCGAUUUAGAAGAGGAGGUGCUUAUUCAGUAUAUAAUUGAUAUGGAUGAGAGAGGGUUUGCACCUAAAUUAAGUAGUGUAGAAGAUAUGGCGAAUUAUAUUCUUGAAUCGCGGAGGGCGAAGAAGGUUGGAAAGCUCUGGGCUUAUCGAUUCGUAAAGUGUUAUACGAAAUUAAAGACGCGUUUUAGUCGUGUUUAUGACUUUCAAAGAGCUCUUUGCGAAGAUCCCAAGCUUAUUGAAGAGUGGUUUCGAUUAAUAUCGAAUAUGCGGGUGAAAUAUGGUAUUGUCGAUUCCGAUUUCUACAACUUCGAUGAAACCGGCUUCAUGAUGGGUAUAAUAUGCCCUGGAAUGGUUGCAACUAAUGCUGAACGAAAUGGCAGAAGCAAGGCAAUACAACCAGGCAAUCGAGAGUGGGCUACGGCAAUUAUAUGUGGCAAUGGAGAGGGUGAAACUAUACCUCCAUUUUUGGUAGUUCAAGGACAAGUUCAUCUUUCCAAUUGGUAUACUGAAACCGAUUUUCCUGCGGAUUGGGCUAUUAAACCUACUUCCAAUAGAUGGACGAAUAAUGAGACAGGCCUAGAAUGGUUAAAGCAUUUCGAUAAACAUACUAUUCGUCAAAAGAAGAGCAAAUAUCGAAUGCUAGUAUUGGAUAGGCAUGAAAGCCACGAAUCAAUACCUUUUCAAUCAUAUUGCAAAUCAAAUGAUAUUAUAUGCCUCAAAUUACCACUACAUUCAAGUCAUUUAACUCAACCACUUGAUGUUGGAUGUUUUGGUGUACUUAAACGUUCAUAUAGUUCUCAAAUUGAGGAGUUUAUCAAGGCAUAUAUCAAUCAUAUCACUAAAGUUGAAUUCUUUAUAGCUUUCAAAACUGCAUAUCAACAAUCAAUCAACUCUCAAAAUAUGAAAGCUGGCUUUCGAGGAACAGGUCUAAUACCAUUUGACCCUCAAGCUAUACUCUCAAAAUUAGAUAUUCGAAUUCAUACGCCUACUCCCCCCCCUUUCGAUUUAAACCUUUGGAUCUCUCAAACCCCUCACAAUCCAACUGAAGCUCUUUCUCAAUCAACUUUAGUGAAAUCUCGAAUGGCUCGUCAUCAAUCAAGCUCCCCUACACCUAUAUUCGAAACUGUACUAGCUUUAGCUAAAGGUACAGAGAGAUUAGCACAUGAGAAUACACUUUUAAAUGCAGAAAACCAUACACUUCGAAAGGCAAAUGAGGCAUUAAGCAAACGUCGACGCAUGAAAAAGACUCAAUUACGUCAAGGAGGAGUACUUACUGGACAAGAAGCUGCAGAUAUAUUAUCUCAACAAGAGGUUGAUAUUCAGAUUCAAUGCGACGAGCGUCAAAAUGGGGGAAAUUCUAAUAGGGAAUCAUCUACUAGUCGAUGCUGUAGUAAGUGUGGAAAGACUGGUCAUAAUUUAAGAACUUGUCAAAAUAGUAUAAUAGAUCCUAGAUUAUUAGAUUCUUAA
Sclerotinia sclerotiorum 1980 UF-70 is the source of this 1470-nucleotide messenger RNA. RefSeq lists its product as hypothetical. Gene Ontology annotation, cellular component: nucleus. The record is from RefSeq and is a predicted model, not a curated record. The coding region runs from base 1 to 1470 and encodes 489 amino acids. The transcript has a single exon. Gene Ontology annotation, molecular function: DNA binding; zinc ion binding. NCBI's taxonomy places the organism in Eukaryota, Fungi, Ascomycota, Leotiomycetes, Helotiales, Sclerotiniaceae.